Spodoptera frugiperda (fall armyworm) is the source of this 3989-nucleotide messenger RNA. Its product is annotated as integrin alpha-PS4. Gene Ontology annotation, biological process: cell-cell adhesion; integrin-mediated signaling pathway; cell adhesion mediated by integrin. The record is from RefSeq and is a predicted model, not a curated record. Gene Ontology annotation, cellular component: external side of plasma membrane; integrin complex. Lineage: Eukaryota; Metazoa; Arthropoda; Insecta; Lepidoptera; Noctuidae. Gene Ontology annotation, molecular function: integrin binding. The transcript is spliced from 25 exons. Bases 205 to 3060 code for a protein of 951 amino acids.
ACCCACUGGAAGAGCAAGAGUGGUCACAAAUGUAUAUAACUCUGCCACCAAUUAAUUUAUAAUGAAUACACCGCCCAGUUUAUAAAAAUAAUGUGUAAAUGACCUCAUAUUGACUUGAGGAAAAUUAAUACAACUGACGGGAACUAACAAAUCAGUUAGCAUUCUGUGUUGUGAAUAUGUGGAGUGCUGAUUGACGGAAAAAACAUGAAAUUAAUUAUUUGCCUGUGCCUGGCAGCAUGGCCGAGCGUAUUAGCCAUGUACUUCACCGGCGAGAAAGAAAUCUUCCAGGCACCAAACCUCCUUCGAAAUGACUCCUAUUUCGGAUAUAGUAUCACUUAUGACCAAAAAAAUACAAAAUUAGUAAUAAGUGCGCCGAGGGAAAAUAAUAUCGGUGCUGUAUAUGACUGUGACAUACCGUCUCGAUCCUGUUCCAAUGUUCCUGUGACAAUCGAUAGGAACUCUCUACCUGCAGAGUAUAACCAUGACUUUUGGUUCGGAGCUACGGUUAAAUCUGGGCCCAACUUCGUAAUGAUGUGCGCUCCACGUUACACUCAAAAUUAUAUUAGUAAGUCUGAUAAGAAUGGAUUUAACAAGUACGUGACCUUCGGUAAAUGCUUUUCGCAUGAAAACGGGAAAAUGGUUGAAAGGAGACAAAUCGUUGAAUCUGAGAGGAACAAUGACGCCGAAUCUGAAAUGGAGACACGUAUGGAUUCCUUUGGUUGGAGUAUAGAUGUCGCUAGCGACGACAGCAUACUGGUUGGAGGCCCAGGCAUGUUCCAUGGUCGUGUCAUGAUCUACAAGCCGAGAGUAAACAUACCAAUAUUUAUUAAAUACAACAAAGACAUGAUGCCUGAAUUCGAUUUUGGUUACAGCGUAGCCUCCGGCAUGUUUCUAGAUAAGAAAUUAUAUUACGCAAUUGGUUCGCCGUAUGGAACUAGUGGACUUGGAGAGGUCUUGUUUUAUCAGAAAGUUAAAUUGAUACGAAAACUAAUCAAAGGGGAAGACACUGACGUCGUUGGUUCAAUGUUCGGUGCCGUGCUGUGUGCUGCUAAAAUGUCCAACAAAUUCACCGACUUGAUAGUGGGUGCGCCCACAUACGCCAAGGCAGACACGUAUAACUUGGGAGCAGUGUACGUUUACCUUAACCCCAAGAGCAAUAAAUUGUCUCCGAUAUUCAAAAGAAGGAUUGUCGGGGAGUCUGCCGGGGCACAGUUUGGAAGUGCUAUAGCAAACGUGGGAGACCUGAAUGGUGACCACAAAGAUGAAAUAGCAAUCAGUGCACCGUUUGAAAACGACGGUAGUGGUGUAGUCUAUCUGUACAGUGGACGUGAUCUUAUCAGUGAUAAGCCCGAGAUGACUCUGAAAUGGAUGCAAAAAAUUGAACCUGAACCAAGUUACGCCAAAUCCUUCGGUCUGAGUCUCACACCACUGCUGGAUUAUGACAGAAAUGGAUGCAAUGAACUGGCUAUUGGUUCGCCCUACAAUGAUACAGUGGUUCUCUUGAGGUGUCUGGCUGCUAUAACUGUACAGACGUCCGCUAAGUUCCCCAAUCUAAAGGAUCGAGCUACCUCUCUUCAAAUCAACUAUAAUCUUACAGUUUGUUUAACCGUAACGUAUCCAACUUUACCAGAGGAGAUCACAGCCCGUUUGUCAACCACAGUGAUGAUGAUCCAUUCUUCCGCGAGAUUAGCCGCAACCAACGACCCAGACGGUUUCAGAUUCGAAACAGACCUGAAGGAAAAACGUGGAGAAUACUGUAAUGAUAUUCCAUUCAUUCUACCUAUUGACGGGAAAUAUGACACAGAGAUAAACUACGCAGUUAAGACAAAGUUGAUAGAAGAUCCCAUGCAACUGAAGAAGUUUGAUAGAACUCGUGUGAUCCUCAGUGACCGAAGCGUCUUGCAAGUGAUACAGGCCGCGUGGGCAGCCGAAUGCGCGGGCAAGAUUUGUGUGCCCAAUUUCAUUAUGACACCUUCUUUGAGUUUUGAUAUCAAAGACAAUAAAUACAUAAUCGAUUCAACUAAGACGGAGCAUAUAUCUGUAUCUAUGGUUAACAACGGGGAGGUCGCAUAUGAUACUUGUUUGCGUGUGGAGAUCUCCGGGACCAGGGUGCUGAGGUACCCACCGGCCUGUCAGACCAAUGGUACCAGUCUGCUCUGUAUGCCUAUAACGCCUAUCAGACAUGGCAAUAAAUGGGACACAGGUUCAAUAGACCUGGAUAUGAAACAACUCAAUAACUUGGACAAAAACGUGACAGUUAACAUAACGCGGUACGAUUACUGCAAAAAUGCCAAACCUACUGAAAUUCGCCCGUACACUAUUGACUUGAAGCCGGAUCCGAGUGGAAUUGCCGCUAGUGGAGAAAAUGACAUUGGUGCUAUCGUUGACGUGACCAGAGAAGAAGUAACAGAAAAGGGGAAGAAGAUGACUCAUGUGUACACUUUGACGAACUCUGGACCAACUCAUUGGGCGAAGCUUCAAGUAAAAGUAAAGUUGGAGAACAAUGAAUUCGUGGAUGAUGUUUCUGUACAUGUAUCAGACACGUACAACACUAUGAAUUGUGACGUUGAUCCAAGUGAUAAUUUGUUGUAUAUCUGUGUCCUUGAAAGUCUGAGAGUACAAAAGGAUGUCGCCAAAAUUCUAAUCCCUAUGUUUAUAAAGCCUAAUAAAGAACUGGAGGAAAUUCUUGAAGAAAAGAACGUGACCAUCUCCACUUCGAUCUCAUUUGAACCUGUUCCUGGCGACGUUAGAGAUAAUACCAGAAUUUCCACAUUAUUGACCCUGAAAGAUGCGAAAGUACCACUGGCUAUCAUCAUCUCCGCAGUCGUAGUGGGUCUGCUCUUCGUUAUCAUCAUUGCAUUCAUUCUAUACAGGGUCGGCUUCUUGCAGCGUAAGAAGAAACAAGAAUUAGAAAAAUUAAGAAGAAGCGUUAAACGACAAACUAUUUUGAGGAGGUCUACAAUGCCCAAUCAGAACAGUCCUCAAUCAUCUCAACAGCGAAGGCCAGUAUUGGAAGAAUUAAAGGAUACUGAUGAAGAUAUACUCGUGUCUAAAAAAUAAUAAUAAUAUACCAUAAGUUAAUAAAUUGUACUAGCACAAAUUCUUUUCUUCCCUUUCUCGUGGGAUUUUGGAGAUAUCUUUGGAUGAAAUAAAUUCUAUAUAUUAUAAAAAGCAAUUGCUAUUCGUUAGUCUCGCUAAAACUCGAGAACGGCUAAUAAACCGAUUUGGCUAAUUUUAGGUAUAAAAGGUGAGAAAAUAAUGUUUGAGGCGGUACGAAGUUUGCCGGAUCAGCUAGUACUUUUUAAAACAAUGUUAUCAAUAUUACGUUAGUAGAUUUAAUACUUUUUUGGUGCCCAAUAGGGCCCAUUGUUUGAACAUAUUUUUGUAUUAAAAUUGUAGACCACACUGUACAUUAUACAUUAAAGUGAUUUGAAAAAUUAUAUGUCCGUCUCCUGGUUCUAAGCUAUCUUCUUAUCAAUUUUCAUCCAAAUCGAUUAAGCUGUUCCGAUUAAAUAGUGUAAUUAACACGAUUUUAUUUUAUAUAAGGAGCUUUAAAAGUAUCUGCCACGACUUUUAUGGAAGGCAGUAAUAAUGUGUUUGAAGAUUACAAUAGUAUAUAAAUAUAAAUUGUUGAUUAUGAGUAUUUUAGUUUGUUAUGAUAGAGUUAUCUCUUUUAACUGUCUCUGAAAACAAUUGCUAUCUAUUGUUUUUGUUGAUGACGCGACGCACCGUGCGUAUUUGUGAACUACCUUAUGCAGAGCAGAGUUAAUGUUUAUUUAACUUAUUUAUGUUCUCAAUUUGAAUUAGAAGGUCCGGUGUCCGAAUUUUCUUUACUAUUAUAAUCUUCAAAUACAAUACCUCCCAUUAAAGCCAUGGCUAAUAAUUUUAGAACGCCUUAUUUAUAUAGAUUAGAUUAUAAUAAUAUUAUAUUUGUGCCUAGUCUGUAAAUGUUACAUAACUAAUAACUAUUAAAAGAUUUAAAUGAUGUC